This is a messenger RNA of Ectocarpus sp. CCAP 1310/34, 1875 nucleotides long. The record is from the annotation of a GenBank genome assembly. Lineage: Eukaryota; Phaeophyceae; Ectocarpales; Ectocarpaceae.
AUGCCUUGUGCGGAAGGUGAACUGUGCCUUCAACAAGACAGGACGCCGCAACCCCCUCAUGGCCACCCCUGCAAGGGGGGAUGUGGCGGGCGGCUCCACGGCAAUUGCGGCAGCGUGUUUGAGGACAACGAGCAGCACCGCAUCUGCAGCACGUGUGUCGCCAGGACUAGCAAGCGCAAAGCGACACCAGCUAAGGGUGUUGGGGCGGGACCAUCUAAACGCCAGAAGCAGACGAGCGGGGGAAGCAAGAAGGGAACGGGUUCUCGUGCGCGGCUGGACAACAACAAGAAGCUCGAGAUUCUGAAGAUGCUGGAUCAGAAGGUGUCUCACGCACAGAUUGCAGACCGCUUCAAGUGCUCGCUUCGGUUUAUUGGGACCGUGAAGGCUGGCCGGCAGAAGGUGGAGACAGCAACUGCUGCAGGCUGCGGCAGCCAGAAAACUGCACGCAAAGGAGAUUUUCCGGAGGUGGAUGAGAUAGCUCUUGAUCUACUCGACAAAGCCCGGAAGGCCAAGAUGCCCGUCACACGCCAUGUCCUUCGAAGCUUCGGCCAUUCUGCCAGGGCAACCCUGCUGGCUGACACCGCAACUUCUGCAGCACUGAGGGUGAGGGUCGAGGACUUCAAGGCCGGCAAGAGGUGGGCGAAGAACUUCGUGAAGCGCAACAAGAUCCAGAGCGUGAGACUUUAUGACGAGGCUGGUAGCGUCGACAAGGAGGCCAUCAAGGAGCGCAUGGACGGAAUCAGGGCCCUUUGCGAGAAGUACCCAGCUAGGUUCAUCUUCAACGUCGACGAGACAGGACUCCAGUGGAAGCUCAUGCCCAGGCGCACGUACCUUUCCACCUCGGAGGAUCGGAAGACGGCGCGGGGCUCAAAGAGCAUGCACUUCAAGGACCGACUGUCUGCCAUCAUGUGCUGCAAUGCCGACGGCACUGCGAAGGUUGACAUGGCCAUCAUCGGGAGGGCAAAGGAACCCCGCUGCUUCAAGAACGGGGGUUCACCUCUGAAGUACUUCUCGCAGACCAACGCGUGGUCCGACUCCGCGACGUUCCUCAAGUGGUGGCUUGACGUCUUCGUCCCGUUCGUUCGGCGCUUCACUCACGAACCUGUGCUGCUGCUGAUGGACGGCUGUUCGUCUCACAGUGAUCUAGUGGAUGAUCGCGGGCAAGUUACCGUCAAGACCUACCCUCCGCUGUGCACCGCCGUACACCAACCCAUGGAUUUGGGGGUCAUCGCCAAGACGAAGGUCAACUACAGGAAGGAGCUGCUCGAUGUGAAGACAUCAACCAUGUUGGUGGCUGACACACUUCGCGCCCAGGCCAAAGCCCGCAAGAUGAAUGCCGGGACAAUGGGGCUAGCGCAAGGGCACCAACCUCACGUGCGGGACGCUGCUGAACUUCUCCAGAAAGCAUGGGCCAGCGUCACCGCCCAAGACAUCGCCAGGUGCUUUGUCAAAGCCGAGACGGUUCCGGAGGAGAUGGCGGCUGAGCUCACCAAGCAACACGGAAAGACCCGGUUCAACGUCGCCGAGCCUGACCUGAAGGCUCUCGCAGAGACUGUCAACACGCUGAGCACGAGCGUGCAGGACGCGCAGAAGCAGGGAUCCCGCGUCGUGGACGGGGAGAUCAGCGAACUGUUGGCAGAACUCAACAUCGAACCCGGAAAGCCGGUCGCGGGGGAAGCGAUGGCCGCGAUUUAGGGGUGGGUUACCAUCGAGGACGACGAGGAGGUGGUAGAGGCUCUUCGAUUGGACGCGGUGGAAGACAUGACAGCACUGCUGGCUGGAACGAACUUGUCUACCGGCGGCGACGACGAGUAGGACGAACAGAACCAGGGCGGCGGCGGUGAGAACACGGGGCGCGAGCGCCGUGCCCCAUGU